Messenger RNA from Cetraspora pellucida, 1065 nucleotides. Lineage: Eukaryota; Fungi; Glomeromycota; Glomeromycetes; Diversisporales; Gigasporaceae. The record is from the annotation of a GenBank genome assembly.
AUGUCUACAGAGUCAGAUCGCUCAGAAGCUCGCAACAUGCAACCUCAAAACCACCUAAGUUCCAAUGAAGAUAUAAGUGACACCGGAAUAAUAGAAGAGAUAAGCUCAGCUCCACCAACUUAUGAGGAAGCCGUAACAUCUCGAGAUUUAGAGGAUAAUAUACCGUCUACUUCAUUCUCUUCAUUCUCUCGUUCAGCUGCUGCUAAUUUACAUGCCAUAGAAGAAAUGUUUUCUUCAAAUCAUUCAACUAGUGAACGACAUCCCUUACUUAAUAAUAAAAACAAUGGUCCCUAUAACUUAUUUGGGAGGCCGUAUGGCGGUUCAGUGAAUCAAUCCACUUCGUCUAAUCAAUACAUGACAUUCCCUUUACCACGCGGCUCAUACAUAAACAAUUACGAAUUUGAUUACGAAGUGUUACAAGGUGGUGUUGUGUCGUGUGAUCCACAAUUAAGCAGAGACUCUGAUUCAUUAUACAGAUUUUUUAACGAGCAUAAUGACAAACCUGAAAUGGCUAUUAUAAUUUAUGGAUAUCAUACACGGAAAGGUGGUAAUAAUAGGAAGAAUACUGAAAUAACGGAUUUUAGAUUUACUUUGGAUUUAACAGAAUUCGUAUCAUCUGUCGGAGAAAUGCGUACUUAUCCAAAUGAAAAUAGACCGGAUAUGAGUUUUACGGAAGUCUUGGAAGAUUAUGUUCAUCGUGAUAGCGUUCUUAAAUCUAUCGAAAUGCACAAGAUUGUGUUCUGGGAUUAUUCUUAUUUAACUCAAUCCAUAAUUUCAAUUAUUCGUGAUCAAGGUUACCAACACGAAAUCCGUAUCACAUAUCCACAGCGUAAUCAAUUGAUUCGAGUUCAAUCCGAUAAUGCAUUAGCACAAUUCUCACGUAGUACUUUUGGACAAGCUUUAUGUUGUUGUUCGUGUUUUGGAAUUAUACAUAGGGUUGUAACCCGAUUUUACGACAAUGCUUAUAAAAUCAAGUUUAAAAGUGAAUUCCAAAUGAAUAUUAGUGCGAGAGAAUGGUUUCAAAGAAAUAGGAGGAUUAUUGUUGCGAAUGUUAAGUGGCUUUGA